Trichoderma virens Gv29-8 is the source of this 489-nucleotide messenger RNA. RefSeq lists its product as uncharacterized. Lineage: Eukaryota; Fungi; Ascomycota; Sordariomycetes; Hypocreales; Hypocreaceae. The record is from RefSeq and is a predicted model, not a curated record. The transcript has a single exon. Bases 1 to 489 code for a protein of 162 amino acids.
AUGAAACCUCUGGAUGACUCUCAAAGAGAUGAAACCGACUUCAUCGUCACGGACUUAGUGCCCCAGUUGCCAAUAAGUAUGUCUUUGUUUAACCAUAUUUCAGACCAACAAGGACAGCUCGACAACUCACUCGUCGUCGUCGACGGCCAAGGUGCUCAUGGCGAGGAUGUCGUCGCCGACUGCAUGGACACCGAUGCUGGCGACAUGACGGUCGAGACCGAUGGACCUGUGUGUGAAACCAGCGUUGCACAAAUCCCAGGCUCCGGAAGCCCCGCCCCAGACCAGGACGCCGCUGCUUCUGGCCACCAGCCUUGGGAUGUUAUAGAUCUGGCCACUGACGAUGGCAAUUCUGACGAUGGCAAUUCUGACGAUGGCAAUUCUGAUGAUGAUGCAAAUCAAUCGCGGGACAGCGGCACGCGUGCCACCCUUGAGCUGCUUUAUCAAGGAAGACUGGCUGGAGCAAUUUGUUGGUAUCCUUGCACAGCAUGA